Molecule: messenger RNA, 4678 nt
Organism: Epinephelus lanceolatus (giant grouper)
Lineage: Eukaryota; Metazoa; Chordata; Actinopteri; Perciformes; Serranidae
Gene: kitb
Product: KIT proto-oncogene, receptor tyrosine kinase b
Biological process (GO): multicellular organism development; positive regulation of MAP kinase activity; Kit signaling pathway
Cellular component (GO): signaling receptor complex; plasma membrane
Molecular function (GO): growth factor binding; ATP binding; transmembrane receptor protein tyrosine kinase activity
Source: RefSeq, a predicted model, not a curated record
UGGCUUGGGAAGAUCCGCGUGUCUUUUUUUUCCCGGUAAUAACCGACUCAUCACCUUGGCCAGCGUCCAGCCAAUGCGGGGCAGAAAGGAGUGGCAGGGAUCCAGAGCAGGGAGGAGAGGCGCUGCACUGUGUCUUUAAGCUCCAGUAAAAUCCAUCAGGGGGAGUCGCAGCCUGCGGGAGCAUUGUGUUUGUGCGCCCAGUACAGUGCAGGGACCUGCUCUGGGUUGGUGUGGAUGGGAUCCGGUGUUUUUCUUUGAGCUCAGGAUGGUUAUACCCGCACUUGAAACGCAUGGAGUAGAGUAAAAAGGCUUCAAAACCCGCCUAAUCAUGAGAUGCCACUGGGUUGUCUUUGCCUCACAUCUUAUUUUGCUGCCACUAACAGUUUGGUGCCAGCCUGUCAUCUUACCCAGCGGGCCUCAUAUAGUCGUCCCCAAGAGGGGCAAGCUGGAGCUGCGUUGCCAUGACAAUGCCACGACAUCUGGCGCCCCUUCCAGGUUGAGGUGGCAGAGGGAGAGGGGUCGCAGGCUGGAGGGAGAGGUGGAGGAUGGGGGAGUGGUGUACGUCAAGGUGUCAGCGGCACAGGCCUACCACAUGGGUCGUUACGUGUGUGUCAACAACAGCACACUAGAACACAGCUCCAUCUAUGUCUAUGUGAAAGACCCCCAGAAUGCCUUCCAGCGCACCAUGGUGAAUGUCAUCCUGGUGCGUGCAGGUGAGAACUGCACCAUUCCCUGUCUUGUGACCGACCCCGAGGUCACCCUCCUGGCCUUGGAGACCUGCGAUGGACAACCUUUGCCCUCUGGUAUGAGUUACCGCAGCAACCUCCAGCGAGGCGUCAUCAUCAGCAAUGUGAGAAAAGAAUAUGAGGGCUGUUUUGUAUGUGUGGGACAGCUCGGUGGAGUCAAAGUCACCUCCAGCCAAUACACUGUGGAUGUACGACUUGUGCCAAAGGUGCCUCCUGUGAUCACACUCUCCCAGAAAGACACUGUUAUCCUGAGGAAAGGCGAGCAGUUUGAGAUUACCUGUAGCUCCGCCAACGUCAACCCGGACUUCAGUAUCAAGUGGGAUUUCCCUUCAGCAGUGCAUCCUGACGAAUCCCACACGUCACACAUCCUGUCCGGUUCCCGCGGUUACCAGCGUGCCACCUCACUCUUGAUCACAGCUGUCAACCAAUCAGACUCCGGCACUUACCGCUGCCACGCCCACAACGAGAGAGGCACCAGUGCCACAGCGCUGCAGCUGGAUGUCCGAGAUCAGGGAUUCAUCACCAUGUUAGGAAGCCCAGGUCCAGUCCAGGCUGAUGUUAAAGAGGGGGAGAGCCUGAGCCUCAAAGUAGAAUUGGAUGCCUAUCCUGCACCCAGGUCCCUGUCCUGGUCUUACAACGGCAAACAGCUCCUCAACACCACAGAGCAUGUUAUCACCAUCUAUCGCCGCAAAUACAGGCUCCUCAGCGAGCUCAGACUAGUGAGGGUCCUCGGCUCAGAGGGUGGGAUCUACAAGUUCUCAGCCCGUCAUGAGGACGCGUCUGUCAAUCAUUCAUUCCACGUGUACGUCAACAGUAAGCCGAUUAUCGUCGCACAGGAAGGCCCUGUUGAUGGACAGGUGCGGUGCGUUGCCUCUGGUUACCCAGUCCCUAAAAUAAGCUGGUACUUCUGUGAGCUGCCCCACACGAGGUGCUCACUCCUGCCCAACGCCACCCAAUGGGAGACUCCAGAUGUCGCCAUGGUGACAGAGUCCACCUUCGGUAGGAGUAAGGUGGUGAGCCGACUGAACGUGAGCAAGGAGCACGCACACUAUCACACCCUGGAGUGUGUGGCGAGCACAGAGGGGGAAGAGGCCUACACGCUGUUCUCCAUCAGUGAGCGCACCGUCCCCCAUAAACUCUUCACUCCUCUUCUAACUGGCAUGGUGGUCACUGGUGUCUUCCUCAGUCUCGUUCUGGUGGUGCUGCUCUAUAAAUACAUGCAGAAACCAAAGUUCCAAAUCCAGUGGAAGGUUAUUGAGAGUAUCUAUGGCAACAACUACAUAUACAUCGACCCCACCCAGCUGCCGUAUGACUCCAAGUGGGAGUUUCCUCGACAGAAACUUCGCUUUGGUAAAACUCUGGGCUCUGGAGCUUUUGGAAAGGUAGUGAGGGCCACAGCAUAUGGACUCUGCUCUGCAGAUACUGUUACAACUGUCGCUGUCAAGAUGCUCAAACCCAACGCUCAUGCUACGGAGAAGGAGGCGCUGAUGUCAGAGCUGAAGGUUCUCAGUUACCUUGGAAACCACGUGAACAUUGUUAACCUGCUGGGGGCCUGCACUGUCGGAGGCCCAAUUUUGGUGAUCACAGAGUACUGUUGCUAUGGCGACCUCCUCAACUUCCUGCGCAGAAAAAGAGAGUCCUUCUUAAACUCCCAAGUUGGUGAUGGUUACUAUCGCAACGUCUCGAACCCAACGGAGCCUGCAACAAGCAGAGAGGUGACUGGGUCAGGAUAUAUGCCCAUGCGACCCUCUGAGAAGGAAAGGCCUUCCCAGUCAGAUGAUAUAGAGGAGCUGUCUCUGGAUGCCGAAGAUCUCCUCAGCUUUUCCUACCAAGUGGCCAAAGGAAUGGAGUACAUUACAUCCAAGAAUUGUAUCCACAGGGAUCUUGCAGCCAGAAACAUUCUGCUGACUCAUGGCAGGGUGGCGAAGAUCUGCGACUUUGGCUUGGCACGUGACAUCACCACUGACGCCAGCUAUGUGCUCCGGGGCAAUGCUCGCCUGCCAGUCAAGUGGAUGUCUCCCGAGAGCAUUUUCGACUGUGUCUACACCUUUGAGAGUGACGUGUGGUCCUACGGCAUCCUGCUAUGGGAAAUCUUCUCUCUGGGUAACAGCCCGUAUCCUGGGAUGCAGGUGGGCUCAGUAUUUUAUAGGAUGAUUCAAGAUGGCCACAGGAUGAGCAGGCCCGAGUACGCUCCCAUUGAGAUGUAUGACAUGAUGUUGUCUUGUUGGAACCACGAUCCUUUGAAACGGCCUUCCUUCAGGAAACUGGUAGAGAGGACUGAGCUGCUGCUGUCUGAAAAUACCAGGAAUGUGUACCUGACACUGAGCAAUGCUCCAAGUCAUCCAGAGCAGCAGAGGGCGCCAUCGCGGAGACUGAGCUCAGUCUGCAGCACGACAGCCCCCACCCAGCCUUUACUGCAAAACACGGCUGACGUCUUCCUGGACUAUGUCUGACACACACACUCCCACACAAACAGACACAAACACACACACACACACACACACAUGCACACUGCUAUAAAACACACAACCCCCUACCUCCCUGAUCAUUCUUUCCUUUUACUGCACAAACUACAAGAGCCAAAUACACUCUAAACUACUAACAAUACAUUCACUCUUACUAACUUUCAAAUGCUGGCCUUUCUACACACACAGACACACACACACACACACACACACACAAACAAAUACUCUGUAUAUAAACGACCCUGCACUGGGCUCUCAGUAUUGGCCUCUAUCUAAUCUCCCCAAUGGCGUAUUGAUCUCUGUGGUAGGUAUUUCAGGUGCAUGUCUAUAUAAAGCAGACUCCAGCACUAACCGCCCAUCAGAUAGAACAUCCCCCAUCAGCAGCGGGAGGAGUUUGGCUCACGUUCAGCCUUAGAUACAUCUUAAAAUGCUUUGGGGAAAACAGAGACCUUUGACUGAGGAAUAGAUAAGCACAGUUGGUGCUGUGAUGAGUGGAAUGUUUUUUGUUGUGUCAGAUUUGUCUCCCAUUUUCUAAGCAUAUUUUGCCAUUUUGACACAAAUAAAUAUGGUUUACUUACAGAGAAUUUGAUGAGAAGAUUGAUGCCAGCCUAAUAUUUGCACACUUGAUACCUUUUGUUUGUCAGGCACUUCAACCAGCCACAAUCAGUCCUCAGUCCCCAACACUUUUCGUUUUUACGCCCAAGCUGCCAUGGAAGUGCUGGUAGGCAGAUUAUGUUACCUUAGCCAGGCUAGCUGUUUCCCUCAGUUUCCAAUAUUUAUGCUAAGCUAAGCUAACUGGCUGCUGGCUGUGGCUUCAUAUUAAACAGACAUGUGGUAUCAUUCUUCUCAUCUAAUUCUUGGCAAGGAAGCAAAAAGCAAAUUUCCCAAAAUAUUUCAAGUAAUUCACUGCAAGAGUCACGACAGUAAAAAAAAAUAUUGAGAGGUUGUCAUCGAGCCUACCUUAAAACUAGUUUUUAAAAGGCUUGAAAAAAGAUACUGUCCCUUAAAAGACCAGAAGCCUUUUUCAUUGUAACACAUGAGCCAUAACAAAGUGGCACGCACCCGAUAACUGUUGAUGAAACAUAAAGCUGAAAGUUACAGAAACACUGAUUUCCACCUGUGCGUUGUAGCUUUGAAUACUGUGACUUGUAAAAGACUAACUGGUGUAUUAUUGUACGUACUUUAGGGUUAGCUUUAGUUUAGUCUGUGGCCGGACGUUUAAAAUUGAUUGUGUGCUCUUUUUACUUGAUUUAUGUCAAACAUGUAUGCAAUGUAAAUACAAUAGAGAUGUGCCUUUAGAUUUGUUUUUGUUAAAUUACUGAAUGCAUUUGAUUGUGACAUACAGUAGUUAUUGUUGAGAGGGCAGCCAGAAGAGAGCUUCUGUAUGCUGGUUUUGAGACUCAUGCAGUUUUGAUACAGUGGGUUGACUUGUAAUAAUAAAGAAAGUACCUGUGAUGGUAAAAAGUG